CCUCCUCUUGGUGGUGCUGUGGUGUGCGCUGGCUCUUCCGCCUCCUAGUCGACGCCAAGCUACGCAACGCAACGCUGCGCCGCGCUGUGUCGAGGACCGCCACCCGGGAUAAUGUCGCGCAGGCGAUCGCCGACCCGCCGGUCAUUGAGCAGGGGAUGAAGCAAGCGAUGCCUGUAACCCUUCUUCUCAUCACUUCCACUUUCCACCUCUUAUGGCAAGGGAGCGCGUGCGUGGAGAUAAUGGCUCUAGACGACUUGAGAGUGUGCAAAACGUUUCCGGGGCUGAGCAAGCGGCAGCUGGAGCUGUGCAGCAGACAGCCGGACGUGACGGCGGCUGCCAUACGUGGUCUGCAGGAUGCCAUCGCAGAGUGCCAGUUCCAGUUUCGCUGGCAUCGCUGGAACUGCUCCACGCUCACCACCAAAAGUCGCAAUCCACACACUAGUACCAUGCUACAAAAAGGUUACCGAGAGUCCGCGUUUUCGUCGGCGAUUGCGGCGGCGGGCGUAGCGGCAAGUGUAGCCCGGGCCUGCAGCAGCGGACGCCUGCUCGCCUGCGGCUGCCAGCCGAGGACUCGCAGCUCGGCGGCGGUCGGAACCGCAACCGCAACCGCCGCUGCAACCGCUGCCGCUGAGCGGACGACACCGGCAACCCGCUGGAAGUGGGGCGGCUGCUCACACAAUUUGCAGUACGGCAUCGAAUUCUCGAAAAAGUUCCUCGACGCUCGAGAAAAGGGCGCCGGUGACAUUCAGUCCAGGGUCAAUUUGCACAACACUGAGGCUGGACGUCUGGCGGUGGCCACUAACAUGCAAGUGCGAUGUAAAUGUCAUGGCGUUUCUGGCAGCUGUGAGCUGAAAACAUGCUGGAAAGCUGCUCCCGACUUUAGACAAGUGGGAACUGUUCUAAAGGAAAAGUUCCGUUCUGCAGUCCUAGUGGAUCAAUCAAACCUCGGCAACGGAUCACCUUUGUUGCUAAGAGAUAGCAAAAGAAGAAGGCCGCGAUGGAGGAGACUCAAAAAGAGGCCAAAGAAAAGGAGAAGGGAUAUGUCUCUUGAACUCUUUUACUAUCAAAGAUCACCGAACUUCUGCGAUCGCGACCCGGCACUGGACAUCGCGGGUACAGUGGGCCGCCAGUGCAAUCGCACGAGUCGCGGCGUCGACGGCUGUGCGUCGCUCUGCUGCGGUCGCGGCUACAACAUGGUGCGACAGAAGCGCACCGAACGCUGCGACUGCACCUUCCACUGGUGCUGCUACGUCAAGUGUCGCAACUGCACAACCAUUCAUUGGAUAUCUGUUUGUAAAUAGACGGUGAAAAACUUUCUUAGUGAUUCAAACUUCAAUAUCACUGUUAAUUUGCUAGUGUAGGCAAUUUCAAUUUCUUGUUUCACUAGAGUUGCUUCACCAAGUAUCAUAAUUGAAUAUUUUACGAUCUUGCUGUAUUCGGCAGAAUUCUAAAAAUAUUUGUGAAAACUCACUGCAGUUGAAUCACUUAAAAUAAUAUUGACCGGAUGCUCUAGGAAAAUAUUGAAGUUGAAAAUUUUCAGUAAAAAAUCAAAUGACUCUGUGGCUGGCUUCAAAUCGAUAACCUCUCAUUCACGAGUCCGUCCCGCCCGUCACCUAUAAAUAGACCACAAGACAAGUUUGUAAAGAGGGAAUCAAUUGAUAGUAUAGUGCUUUUACCUUAUGUAUAUGUAAACUUUCAAUAACAAAUUUAAUAUUUAAAUUGUAUCACAAAUUUGUUUUGAUUAUUCAAAUUGGAAUUCAUAAUUGAUAAAUACAAAUAAGAAUAGGCCUUCAAGCAUCCUCGGUAAAUUCAGAAUCUCUAUGCAAAUUUUCAGUUUGUCAGUUCAGUACACCGUACAUGCGUAAGCUAAGACAAUUCCUUCCUUCAUUAUGGUAGGCCUACUGUAUUUAUGUAAAUAGCGAAUAGAAGUAAAGUAGCAAAUCGAGUCUCCAGCAAAUUUCCUCUCUUGAUCUUCUAUUACUUGAUUUCCUAUUAUGGUUUUGUGGCGUCAGUAGGAGACGAGAUUUACAAACAUACUAGGGUACUUGACCUGAUAAAAUACCCUAAGCUUUGAGGUGACUUCAAUGAAUAUUAACAUGAGUUGUGUGUAAAAAUCCUAAUACACGUUAUUUUAUUCAAAACACAUAUCUCAGGUGAAUUGUCUCACUGAAUUUCUUUUCUAAACUGUUCUAAAAUUGACACAAUGGAAACUUUGUAAAACCAAUUACUGUAAAUCAAUUUUUAGGUAUUCUAAAUUAGUUUUGAGUACCGGUAUGUGAGAAUAUUGUAUUUUCUAUCAAUAUUAAUUAGGUUUGUUCUGAUAAUCAACAAUAUUUUUGAAUUUUUUCUCUAAAUAAUAAUUCCCGAAACGUGUGUAGGUCAAAUACGAAAACCAAUAGACAUAUAAACUUGGAGACAUUAUUUUCAUUUUAUGAUGUCUGCACCAGACGCUACCGUACUCCACUUUGUGAAAUACACCUAUUACUAAUUAAUUCUAAUUUAUUACUAAUACAUUUCAAUUUAGAGCUCAUUUCCGUGAGGAAGCUCUAAGGAAACGAAUAUUUUGAAAAUUAGUAGAUUCUUUUACAUCAAAAUUUAUUUUCAAAAUCAAUGGGAAUUUGAAUAUUGAAUGCCUUUUGGCAGAUUAUUAUAGUCAAAUACGGUACUCAUAACUCAUUACCUUAGGCCUACUCAUUUUCAAUAAUUAAAUAAAGUGGUAAUAUCAGUGUCCAAUAAACCAAUAAGGUAUAUUACCAAUACAUAUUGUUUCAAAUCAUCAUUGAUUAAAAAGUAAUAAUUUAUUCCACUUGUGUAGGAUCGUGUACCUGAUAGUAGAAGAAUCUAUCCAAAGACGUUUUUACUGUAAGUUACAUGAAUCUAACCGUUUUCUUGUAAAUGUAUUAUUUAUUUAUCUAAUUCCUAAUCAAUUGAAUUGAACUGAUCUAUAUAGAGCUUUACUUUUAUUUAAAUUUGUAGUUUGUUAGUAUUAGCUUGAUAGUUAAUUUAUUGACCUUGCACUAAAAUAAAUUUUGUAAGAAAUCUU
Molecule: messenger RNA, 3043 nt
Organism: Nilaparvata lugens (brown planthopper)
Lineage: Eukaryota; Metazoa; Arthropoda; Insecta; Hemiptera; Delphacidae
Gene: Wnt10
Product: protein Wnt-10a
Exons: 5
Coding region: 156-1301 (381 amino acids)
Biological process (GO): multicellular organism development; neuron differentiation; cell fate commitment
Cellular component (GO): extracellular region
Molecular function (GO): cytokine activity; frizzled binding
Source: RefSeq, a predicted model, not a curated record